AUGAUGUGUGAGGUGAUGCCCACCAUCAGCGAGACGGAAGGGCCCGGCGGGGGGAGCGGCAGCGGCCGCCGAGGCUCUGGGUCCCCACUGCAGUCAGACUCCGAGGGUCACUUUGAGUCGUUGAUGGUGUCCAUGCUGGAGGAGAGGGAUCGCCUUCUGGACACUCUAAGGGAGACCCAGGAGAACCUGGGUCUGACUCAGAGCAAACUGCAUGAAGUCAGCCAUGAAAGGGACUCCCUGCAGAGGCAACUCAACACUGCUCUGCCACAGGAGUUUGCUGCUCUGACGAAGGAAGUGAACAUCUACCGAGAGCAGCUUCUGGAGAAGGAGGAGGAGAUCGCAGAGCUGAAGGCAGAGAGGAACAACACCCGGCUGCUGUUGGAGCACUUGGAGUGCCUGGUGUCUCGUCACGAGCGCAGUCUGAGGAUGACUGUGGUGAAGAGGCAGGCUCAGUCUCCUGCAGGCGUCUCCAGUGAGGUGGAGGUCCUGAAAGCGCUUAAGUCACUUUUUGAACACCACAAAGCCCUCGAUGAGAAGGUGAGAGAAAGACUCCGCGUUGCUUUGGAGCGAUGCAGUGCAUUGGAGGAGCAGCUCGCCAUCUCUCACAAAGAACUGUCUUACCUCAGGGAGCAGAGCAGCCAGAAGAGAGGCCUGGCAGAUGGAACCAGCGAGGUCAACCACACGUCUGAAACCCCCCCCAGCACCAACGGCAAGCGCUCCUCGGAUGGUUCACUGAGUCAGGAAGAAGAGUCCGGAACCGGGUUUGGAAAGGUGGGGGAGCUCCAGGAGGUAGUGGACCGUCAGACGGCUGAUCUGGGCCAAAUGAAGGAACGCAUGGCUGCCAUGGUGUCACGCAUCAGUGAGCUGGAGGAGGACCUGGACACGGCCAGAAAGGACCUGAUCAAGUCCGAGGAGAUGAACACCAGGCUGCAGCGGGACCUCAGAGAGUCGAUGGCUCAGAAGGACGAUAUGGAGGAGAGGAUUACCACUCUGGAGAAACGCUACCUGGCCGCUCAGCGGGAGGCCACGUCCGUCCAUGACCUGAACGACAAACUGGAGAACGAGGUGGCCAACAAGGAGUCCCUCUACAGACAGUCCGAGGAGAGAAACCGGCAGCUGCAGGAGAAGCUGGAGCUGGCCGAGCAGAAGCUGCAGCAGACCAUCCGCAAAGCAGAGACUCUGCCUGAGGUGGAAGCUGAGUUGGCGCAGAGGGUUGCCGCCCUCACAAAGGCGGAGGAACGCCACGGCAACGUGGAGGAGCGGCUGAGGCAGAUGGAGGCUCAGCUGGAGGAGAAGAACCAGGAACUGCUCAGGGCGAGGCAGCGAGAGAAGAUGAACGAGGAGCACAACAGACGGCUCUCUGAGACUGUGGAUAAGCUCCUGUCAGAGUCCAACGAGAGGCUGCAGCUUCACCUCAAGGAGAGGAUGUCUGCUCUGGAGGACAAGAACGCCCUGAUUAGAGAACUGGAGCACACCAAGAAGCUGAUCGAGGAAUCGCACCAUGAGAAGGAGCAGCUCCUGAUCCAAAUUGAGACAAUGAGGGCAGAGAAUGAGCAGGGCAGGAGCAGGAGUAACUCCUCACUGCACGGGCGUUCCCAGCUGGGCAGCACCCCUGACUUCAGGUACCCCGUCUCUGCGUCCUCCAUGAUGGACAGCAACUCGGAGCAUUAUGGUGGCGCUCUGGUUCUGAGGCGACCUCAGAAAGGACGUGUGGCGGCGCUGCGGGACGAGCCGUCCAAGGUGCAGACUCUGAAUGAGCAGGAGUGGGAGCGCAUGCAGCAGGCUAACGUCUUGGCUAAUGUGGCCCAGGCCUUUGAGAGCGACAUGGACGUCUCGGAUUUGGAGGAGGACCGGGAGACCAUUUUCAGCUCAGUGGACCUGCUGUCCCCCGCUGGUCAGGCCGACGCUCAGACGCUGGCCUUGAUGCUGCAGGAGCAGCUGGACGCCAUCAACAACGAGAUCAGGAUGAUCCAAGAGGAGAAGGAGAGCACGGCCAUCCGAGCGGAGGAGAUCGAGUGCAGAGUCGGCAGCGGCGACGGCCUGGGUGGCCGCUUCCGCUCGCUGAGCUCCAUCCCACCGUCCCUCUGCGCCGGCUCAUCGCUGGGCGGAUCGCCGCCCAAUUCGGGCCAGUCCACCCCCAGACGCAUCCCCCGCAGCCCCAACAGGGAGCUGGACCGGAUGGGGGUCAUGACCUUGCCUAGUGACCUGCGCAAGCAUCGCAGGAAGUCUGCACAGGAUGACAAGGCCACCAUCAGGUGUGAGACGUCCCCCCCCACCACUCCGCGCUCCAUGCGGCUGAACAGGGAAGUAGGACACGCCUCCAGCCAUGAAGACAUCCGGGACAUUCGAGGUUUGGGAAGCUUGCAGGACGGCCAGGGAAGCAACCCCAGCAGCAGCAACAGCAGCCAGGACUCCCUCAACAAAGCGGCCAAGAAGAAGAGCAUCAAGUCUUCUAUUGGGCGCCUGUUUGGGAAGAAGGAGAAGGGCCGACCCAGCAUUCCCGGGAAGGACUCCCCCAGCCAGGCGGGGACGCCUGAUGCAGAGAGCUCUCCAAAGGACGGUCUGGGAAUGUCCACAUUAGGAGGUCCUUCCGAGAAGAACCGGAAGCUGCAAAAGAAGCAUGAGCUGCUGGAAGAGGCCCGCAGGCAGGGCCUGCCCUUCGCCCAGUGGGACGGACCCACUGUGGUGGCUUGGUUAGAGCUCUGGGUGGGCAUGCCUGCCUGGUACGUGGCUGCGUGCAGAGCCAACGUGAAGAGCGGGGCCAUCAUGUCGGCGCUGUCCGACACGGAGAUCCAAAGAGAGAUCGGAAUCAGCAACCCCCUGCAUCGCCUCAAGCUCAGAUUGGCCAUCCAGGAAAUCAUGUCCCUCACCAGCCCCUCAGCCCCGCCCACCUCCAGAACGUCUACAGGAAACGUUUGGGUCACACACGAAGAGAUGGAAAGUUUGGCAGCCACACCUCCUACGGAGGAUGAGGAGGGCAGCUGGGCCCAGACGUUAGCGUAUGGAGACAUGAACCACGAGUGGAUUGGUAACGAGUGGCUGCCCAGCCUGGGUCUUCCUCAGUACCGCUCCUACUUCAUGGAGUCCCUGGUGGACGCCCGGAUGCUGGACCACCUGACCAAGAAGGACCUGAGAGGACAGCUGAAGAUGGUGGACAGCUUUCACAGGAACAGCUUCCAGUGUGGUGUGAUGUGUCUGAGGAGGCUGAACUACGACAGGAAGGAGCUGGAGAGGAGGAGAGAGGAGACCCAGCUGGAGCUCAGAGACUUGCUGGUUUGGACGAACGAGCGCGUGAUCGGCUGGGUUCAGGCCAUCGGCCUCAAAGAGUACAGCAGCAACCUUUAUGAGAGCGGCGUUCACGGGGCGCUGCUCGCCCUGGACGAAAGCUUCGACCACAACUCGCUGGCUCUGCUGCUGCAGAUCCCCACCCAGAACACUCAGGCCAGAGCAGCUCUAGAGCGGGAAUACACCAGCCUGAUGGCGAUCGGUGCUGACAGGAAAGUAGAGGAGGAUGACGAUAAGAACUUCCGCCGCGCCCCGUCAUGGAGGAAGAAGUUCAGGCCCAAAGAUAUGAGGGGAAUGCCGCUGGGCGCAUCAGAUACCCUGCCUGCAAACUUCAGAGUGACGAGCAGCGCGGCGUCGCCCUCCAUGCAGCCAAAGAGAAGCCCGAUGGACGGAGGUCAGUCUAUACAGAGGCUGGACACUGCCACAGUCAGGACCUACUCUUGUUAACAAACAACGUUUAUCCUCAUUAUUUCUAUAGGUAACCGUUGGUCCGAGGAUGAAGGUGAAUUUCCUGCAUUCAGGACCAGGAUGAUGAACUGAAACGACUCUAAAAAGGAUGAUUUACCGACUGAAGAGAGACUUUUUACUGAGCGGAAACUUUCUAGAUGAAUCUAAGUGUUUAUGAUAUUUAUAUCCGGGGGGGGAUUGUAAUUCUGAGUUAACCGCUGUUUGUUUCUCUCCUCUUAAUAAGCCCUGCUUUCUAAAAACUUUUCAGAUUUCUGUAACUGAAUGUUUCUAUCAUCUGGAGUUUGUAUAUUUCUACCAGCAGACGUUUUAUCUAAUCUUUUUUUAUAAUCCUGGUUUUUUGAACAGAUGUAUGUUUUCCUUUGCUAAUCAUUGAAUUUAUUCUUAAGUGACUUUAAUAUGACACUAUAACUUAAUUCAUAUCCGUGACUCUUUUUUUUUAGCGUAUGACCUGUGGGUUUGUGUAAAUGGAGCUCUUAGUUUAACAGAUGUGUGAAGAUCAGAUUAAUUGCUGGAGUUUCGUAAAUUCAGUCGUCCGUCGCCUCGAAGCGAACUGCCGGUCAUCCAGGUGAUGAGGACGACGGAAAUCAUGUGAAACAGAGAUUUUCUGCUUUCCUUCUUUAUUUUCAUAUCUAAUACCAAAACAUGUUAAUCCUCCAGAGUUAAGCCAUAAAACGGUAGCAGGAAAACGUACCUGAAGGCUGCUUUCAGUGAAAUCAGACCUCCAGGUUUUCUUCUGGCCGCAUGAGGAGGCUCCCUCACUGCCUUCCCCUUUAAGAGAAACCCCCCCACCACCACCACCUCUGGAGACGCCCACGGACGACCCGGCUCCUUCAGGGGGGAGUCUGAAGUGCUGCGUCUCCUUCUAUGGACCAAGUUCACCGAGGCCUCAGCUGAUCCCCGCUGCCAUCACCACACAUCCUCCCAGGCGGUGCGAUCCUCCCAUUAACCUUUUUUUUUUUUUUUUCCAUCACUUUGUAGAUUUUAUACCAAGCCUUAUUGUUUACCCCCUUUCCUGUCUUUUAUUUAUUAUCAUCGAUUUAUGUUGUCUCGUCAGUUUGACCGUCGGAGCUAAAGCUCCUCUUCCUUCCUCACAAACUCGGGUUCCAAAGUUCGUAUUUAUUGCGAACAGGAAGGAACCGACGUGUCCUUUUUUUCCGUGUCUCACACAGAAACUGUUUUUUUUUUUUUUUAUUUAGUCAUUUAUGCACAAAGCGAAUCAUGUUGCUGUUUUUAUUCCUGCUUCUGUUGAAUCUUCUGAUCUUGUAACAAUGAUGUACAGUCUGAGUACUUAUAAACUAUUUUUAUCACAGUAUUAUUUAUUGCUUACUUUCAAUAAAAUACUGAAACUUAUUUUC
This is a messenger RNA of Cyprinodon variegatus (sheepshead minnow), 5108 nucleotides long. RefSeq names its product protein tyrosine phosphatase, receptor type, f polypeptide (PTPRF), interacting protein (liprin), alpha 1 (gene ppfia1). The transcript is spliced from 30 exons. Gene Ontology annotation, biological process: synapse organization. The record is from RefSeq and is a predicted model, not a curated record. Gene Ontology annotation, cellular component: presynaptic active zone. Lineage: Eukaryota; Metazoa; Chordata; Actinopteri; Cyprinodontiformes; Cyprinodontidae. Gene Ontology annotation, molecular function: protein binding. Bases 1 to 3732 code for a protein of 1243 amino acids.